AUGUCGGCUUCAGGUUACACCACCGCUGCUCAGCCGCUCAUCCACGACCUCGAGGAGUCUAUCCUCGACCUCUCCGUCGAGAAGAUACGACCCAGCUUUCUAGCAGCUGAGUACGGCGUCGACCCAUCUGCUCAUCUCGACACUCAUGCAGUGUUGUAUUUGCUAACUGCAGAUGGGAACUCGAUAGAGCUGAAUAUGGGCUCCCCUUCCGCGCUUACCGACAUGGGAAGGAUGAUAAUCGGUCAAAGAACCUUUAGGAGGCAUCGGCAUUGCUUUAAGCAUUGGAGUCUCGUUGUCCGUCCGGGUCUGACGGUUCGUGAUAUUCUUCGGGCCAUUCAAGAAGAACGACGACAUAUUUACCAGUUUCAUCGUAGUGGUCUUGGGUGCCGAUACUGGGUGCGAACGGUGAUUAAUGACUUUCGAGAACACGGCUUCUUUUAUUUGACGCAGAAUCGCCCUUUGCGCAGAUUUAUGAAGGGUGUGGGGUACUCAUAUCCUCGUGGCCAGGCGCCGGAGAAAUCCCCUAUUGUGAGAGGGAGAUUUCUGUAG
Messenger RNA from Penicillium waksmanii, 549 nucleotides. RefSeq lists its product as uncharacterized. The record is from RefSeq and is a predicted model, not a curated record. The coding region runs from base 1 to 549 and encodes 182 amino acids. The transcript has a single exon. Lineage: Eukaryota; Fungi; Ascomycota; Eurotiomycetes; Eurotiales; Aspergillaceae.